UUAGAAAUUAAUUUUAUGGAAGUUUUUAGUGGUAAUACGAACUUCAGGUUUCAGGGAACGUGGUGCUAUAGCUUGAUCUUUAAAUACUUAUCUUUAAAUUUAGGUUGUAUUAAAUUAAAUAACAAUUUUUAAAUUUAUUAUGAGUGUAAUAACGUUAAACGAUAGAAUUCACAGAAGAAGUGGCCAUGUUGCUGUCCCUUACAAAAACUGUAUGCUCGUUUGGGGUGGAUACAUGGAGCAAAUGCUUGAUGCUGAUAUAGAAAUCGCCUACAGCACCUACCAUCCCACCGAUGAGUUAUGGGUGUACAACUGCCUUACAGAAGUAUGGUGUCGCGUUCUUACAUCAGGUGAUAUUCCCCCAAAAGUCUCCGGUUGCUGUGCCCUUUUACAUGGAGACGAUCUCUACACAUUUGGAGGUUAUCAACACAAGUCAGAAACUGGCACAACCAACCACCUUUACAGACUCAAUCUCAAGACAAUGGUGUGGACGAGACUAAUGCCUAAGGGUGAUUUGCCCGUCUGUUGUGAUAAGAUGGCCGGAUGGGUCUACCAGGAUAAACUUUACUUCUUUGGUGGGUUCGGCCCUGUGCAGAGGUGUCGUUGUGAGUUUCAGAUUGUUUUGGAGCCGACGUCAGAACUCUCACCCUGGCCGACGGGGUGGAACAACCAACUGGCUGUUUAUAACGUAUUGACAAAUAGUUGGGAGUGGCCUAGAUGUAGAGGAACUAUUCCAGCUCCUAGAGCCGCACACGCAGCCGCCAUAUCAAAGAAUAAGGUCUAUGUUUUUGGAGGCCGCCUUAGACUGAUUAGAAACAAUGAACUUCACUGCCUGGACUUGGACACCCUUACAUGGAGUGGCAACCUGACAGGCGCCUCCAAGAGUGAGUGUGGCGUUCCGGAAGGUCGUACUUGGCACACACUAACGUUCAUCUCUGACGAGCGAGCUGUCCUUUAUGGUGGACUGAGUCAGUACAACGCCGUAUUGAGUGAUUGCUGGACCUUGGAAGUGAGCAGUACGUCGGCACGAUGGCACAAACGGAACGACUGCCGCCCACUACUCUGGCAUCGAGCAAUAUUCUCCCGCGACACCAACGAACUGCUGAUACAGGGCGGACUCAAACGGUCCAUUGUUGCCACGGUUACAUGGAGAGACCAUGCGUAUGAACUGCUGAUACUGCCAUUUGCACCUAAAUCACUUUUUAGACUGAGUUUAGACGUAGUUUGCAAGUAUCCGAAAUAUCUCCAAGCAGAGUUUCCUUCUCUUCCACUUCAUCUACAGUCAGUGAUCGCAUCUCGCCUGAAUAAUCCGUCCUAGCCUGACUUCACGCUGUUUACAAUUUUGUACUGAUAGUUCUUAAAUUAGCCGUUGUCUUAAUGGAGGUUUCACGAUAACUAUCGCUUACGGUAUUAGCUGCAUGACAUGCAGUGGUUGAGUUUUGUUAAUCAAUUGCUUCAAGCGUAAAAAUUCAAGUUUUCACAAUUUAGAU
This is a messenger RNA of Macrosteles quadrilineatus (aster leafhopper), 1487 nucleotides long. RefSeq names its product kelch domain-containing protein 1-like. Gene Ontology annotation, molecular function: protein binding. The record is from RefSeq and is a predicted model, not a curated record. The transcript has 11 exons. Bases 140 to 1315 code for a protein of 391 amino acids. Lineage: Eukaryota; Metazoa; Arthropoda; Insecta; Hemiptera; Cicadellidae.